Symsagittifera roscoffensis is the source of this 3068-nucleotide messenger RNA. Its product is annotated as myotubularin-related protein 6-like. Gene Ontology annotation, cellular component: membrane; cytoplasm. NCBI's taxonomy places the organism in Eukaryota, Metazoa, Xenacoelomorpha, Acoela, Convolutidae. Gene Ontology annotation, biological process: phosphatidylinositol dephosphorylation. The coding region runs from base 65 to 2533 and encodes 822 amino acids. Gene Ontology annotation, molecular function: metal ion binding; phosphatidylinositol-3-phosphate phosphatase activity; phosphatidylinositol-3,5-bisphosphate phosphatase activity. The transcript is spliced from 15 exons. The record is from RefSeq and is a predicted model, not a curated record.
AAGAUGACGUGAUAUAUCUGUGUAAGUUAUUUGAAUUAUCUUGGUGUUCUUGCCUUUACACCAAAUGGACAACAUCAAAGUGCCCAAGGUCGAUGGAGUCACUCUGUGUUCUCGAUCUUCUGGGAGAGAGGAAAUGCGAGGCGUUCUGUCCAUCACAGUAACUCACCUUAUUUUCAUGGAGGUUCCCGAGUUGUCAGAAACAUCGGGCAACACAAAUACUUCAGUGAACAAGAGCUCAGUUCAACCUCCCAAGGAGUUAAUGAUAUCGGUGUCUUUGAUUGGUAAAGUAGAGAGGAUGACAGCGGUGCCCAAGGACUACAAGGUCAUCAUUAGCACCAAACACUUCCGCGUCUACGAGUUUAGAAUACAGCGGGAGAGCGACGCCUAUAAUGUUGCGACUUCUCUUCAAUCUCUGGCAACUCCAGCCAAAGUGACUGAUUUGUUUGCGUUCCAUUACAAACAAGAAGAUCUCCUGCGUAAGAAUGUGAGGAACGGACUAUUUUCCCCCGACAAGGACCAGGCUGCCAAGUUUCCCUCUAUUGUGGCUGGUGCUUCUGCCUUGGGGGAGGGAUAUGAGAGUAGCUGGGGAGCUUACUCGAUCGAGACAGAGUUCAAGAGAAUGGGCGUACAUGAAUCGCAAAAUUGGAAAUUAGAGACGAACUUGAAUAAGCGAUAUCAGUUGGCGGACACAUACCCUUCUGUGCUAGUAUUUCCUUACAAUUCCAAUAAGUCAACGAUCGAAGGUUCAGCCAAGUUCAGGAGUAGAGGUCGACUUCCGGUACUCACCUACUUGGACCGAAAUGGGGCUGCAAUCUGCAGGUCCUCCCAGCCCCUGGUGGGCAUGGCCAAAUUGGCGGGGGCGAGGAGUGUGGACGACGAGGACUUGUGUCACAGUGUGGCCAAGGUAUCCCCCGGUGCUAACAAACAAUUGUUCAUACUCGACACGCGGCCAAAGGUGAAUGCUUGGGCCAAUAAAAUGCAGGGAAAGGGCUACGAAACAGAAGAGUUUUACCGGUUCAUCAGAUUCGAGUUUGCAAACAUCGAAAACGUGCACGUCAUGAGGACAUCACUAUCAAAGAUCACAGAAUGUAUGGAGAAGAAGCCUCUGAACUUGUCGAUGAACAAUUACUUGACAGAAGUGGCCAGGUCAGGCUGGCUGAAACACAUCCGGGCUAUUCUGGAGGCCUCUGUCAGAGUAGUGAACACUGUGAGGGGGGAGCAGCAGAAUGUUUUAGUGCACUGUAGCGAUGGGUGGGACAGAACUAGUCAAGUGUGCAGUGUUGCAUGUCUCCUCAUGGAUCCACACUACAGGACAUUCAAUGGACUCAUCGCGUUGAUAGAAAAGGACUGGCUGGCGUUUGGGCACAAAUUCGUGGACAGAUGUGGCUUCAUAGAAGGCGACUACAGAGAAGUGUCUCCCAUCUUCACCCAGUUUCUGGACGUCAUCUGGCAACUCAUGUCUCAGUUCCCCACCCGCUUCGAGUACAACGAGAGACUGCUGCUGGAGAUACACACUGAGUUGUAUCAGUGCAAGUAUGGUACUUUCUUGGGCAACAGCGAAAAAGAGAGAGUUGAGAACCAGCUACGAGAUUUAACCAAGUCGCUGUGGACUCACUUGAGUGAGAAUCACCGCUUCUUCAUGAACCCCUUCUACUCCCCCGAGGAGGACCUGAUCACACCAAGUGCAUCUUCAGAUGAGAGAGACAAACAUGUGCUCAAACCCAGUCUGCAGCCAGAAUGCUUCAGACUGUGGACUAAAAUGUACAACCCUUGGGAGUCCAAUGUUCCGGUGUAUUUGGAGGCAGUGACAUCAAAGUUGAACCAACACAAUUUCUACCUCAUAGACCACGUCAAAAUGCUACAGAAGCAAGUGACCGAACUGGGGAAGGUAUGUAGUAUGGAUGGACCCUUCGAUCUCUCAGACUCCACGGAGAUGCUCUUCAAAGACCUCGGCAUACAGUCUGACGUGUAUGAUUGCUCAACCUUCACGGGUGAAUCAAGGUCUCCACCAAAGACAAACACAGACCCACUUUCGACACCAGUGUCCAAAAAUCCGAUACAAAAUGGGAACAUAAUCGAGUUUGAAUGCGACUCGGGCUUCGAAAUUGUAGACAGUGCCGAUAUCAGUUCGAGUUACUCCGACUAUUUGACAUGUUUCAACCAGGCAUCCGCGAAUGCAUCCUCAGCUCUCGGUUGUUCGCUUUCAUGGGACGACUUUGCAGAUGUCAAGUUUUGUCCACUGUGUAGAAAUUUUCUCGAAAGCAUUUUUUCCAAGGUGCAUUGCAUAUCAUGUGGCAGAGUGUUUUGUGGUGAACUUUCCUGCAUAGAGUAUAGAAAAGUGAACUCAGUGCUCUACUCGCAGAGAAAGGCCCCCAUUUGCAGGAUAUGUAUUGAUGCUUCCCAGAGGACUCUGGAACCAAACAACUUCGAGAUCUCUGUCAAUGAGCAAAGUGGGGGAGACAAGAGUUCUACGUCAUCUUUAAUGAAUGCGUCAAUCAGCUCUCAAAACCUCAUCCAGUUUCCGCUGGAAUAAAUUAAUAUCAAUUAAAUUAAAUGAAAAUAUUUUGACAAGCGAAGCGUAGUUACGAAUUUCUGGUCGAAUGGUAGUAGUGUCAUUAUCAGAGUCUAUGGGGAUCUCCUCGGAAUAAGAUUUCAAUGCAAUGGGCAAAGAAUAAUUAUUGCGGCAUAGAAAAAAAUCUAGUAAAAUAUUUUCCAGAUUUGGUUUAGUCUUCUCUUUAAUAUGUAGAUGAAGGUGCAGAAAUCACUGAAGGUUUCCGUAAGUUUUCCUUCGCUUGUGUAUUCAAAUUGACUGUAAUCGCCUUUAGUUGUUUUUCUGGUUACCCAUAUUUAUUACUUAUAUUUGCUGUGAAAACUCAAUUUUUAGCUGCAAUUCUUCUUUUUUAUAAGAUUAGUCGAUUUGGGUAAUCAUAAUCGCAGCUUGGACAGGAUUCUAAUUGCUAUUAUAAGGAACUUUCAUAACUUGCGAUUAAAUUCCGCAGUGGUGCUCUGCUUAGUGCUAGUUUUCUUAUCCAGUUCAAAUUUGGCAAAAAAACUGAUGGUUAGAUUAA